Doryrhamphus excisus (bluestripe pipefish) is the source of this 2655-nucleotide messenger RNA. RefSeq names its product poly (ADP-ribose) polymerase family, member 3 (gene parp3). Gene Ontology annotation, biological process: double-strand break repair; protein poly-ADP-ribosylation. Gene Ontology annotation, cellular component: site of double-strand break; nucleolus. The record is from RefSeq and is a predicted model, not a curated record. Gene Ontology annotation, molecular function: NAD+ poly-ADP-ribosyltransferase activity. NCBI's taxonomy places the organism in Eukaryota, Metazoa, Chordata, Actinopteri, Syngnathiformes, Syngnathidae.
UCAUGCAUUUGCUUGCUUAUCCAUCUUCGUCAUUUUAUAUGAAAAAGUAAUGGUGUCUUAAAAAAUACGACAUGUUACUAAACACCCUCAAACGAUUUCUAAAGCGACGAAAUGAAGACUAUGUUGGAUGCGUGUGAGCAAUUAAAGCGUUUUAUUAUUUUGGUCUUUAGUAAUUCCACGCAACAUAGUAACAAUAAUCGAAUAAAGACUUUGUUUAAAUGGAAGACGCUAGCCCGGAUGCUAGCUAGAGGGCGGUGUAGCCUGCUAGCUUAGCUGUGCGGUCCCAUGGCGGACUCCGGUGACAGCACCGAAAAGCAGGAAGGCUUUCCAGUCCAGCUCCGCCUCUUCCUCCCACUGUAAACAUUCCGGAAAACUUCCCGAAACCCUCAAUCCGACCUUCAGGACAGACAACCGAGGCGGUGUCAGCUUCCUCAGAGACGUACGUGUUGUUUUUUUAGUGCCUCCAUUGCUGUCGGUGUGACGCCAUUCAAAGUUAAAAAACCAUCAUCAUGGCACCAAAGAGACGCUCCGCUUCCGCCGCCAAGGCUGGCGGCAAGAAGGUGAAGCAAGAACCCGAGCAACCAAAGCCUAAGGAUGCCUUCACCUCCACCAAAGAGGCCCUUAUGGCUGCAGGGCCACAAUUGAAAGGCAAGAGGAAGGUGGACGAGCACUGCUCACUGGCAGACACUGCAGAGGUGUAUGAAGACUAUGACUGCAUGCUCAAUCAGACCAACAUUGGACAAAACAAUAACAAGUUUUAUGUCAUCCAAAUCAUUAUUGACUCCAACAAGUACUAUUCGUGGAACAGGUGGGGCAGAGUGGGUGAAGUGGGACAAUCCAAACUUAAUUCGUUUCCGAACGCAGAGAACGCUGUGAAGGACUUUGAGAAGAAGUUUAAAGACAAGACAAAGAACAACUGGAGCGAUCGUGUCAACUUUGUCUCCCACGCCGGGAAGUACACCUUGAUCGAGGUGGAUGGGGAGCAGGAUGCCGAGGUUAAGGUGGACAGUGUUGAUGGGAAAGCGGUCAAAGUGACUAAAAACGUCCUACCCUGCAGCCUUGACGAGGCUACAUCAGCGCUUAUCCACCUCAUAUUCAGUAAUGACAUGUUCAAGGAGGCGAUGGAAUGCAUGAACUUAGAUAUCAAGAAGAUGCCUUUGGGUAAGCUCAGCAAGAUGCAGAUUGCAAAAGGAUUUGAAGUGCUGGAGGAGAUAGAAGCAGCCUUGAACCAAAGCAGAAACAGAAAUGCACGUCUUCAAGAGCUCUCCUCCAAGUUCUUCACCACUAUCCCGCACAACUUUGGUCGGAAUCGACCUCCGACCAUUGAUUGCAGAGAUACUGUGGAAAAGAAGAAAGAGAUGCUAAUGGUUCUGGCUGAUAUUGAGCUGGCCCAGACCUUGAAGUCAGAGACAGAGAAGGCCCAGGAAGAGAUGGUAGAGACUGUUCCUCACCCUCUUGACCAGGACUACAAUUCUCUCCAUUGCAAGCUCUCUCUGAUGGAUAAAUCCACAGCGUCAUUUAAAAUCAUAGAAAAGUACCUGUCAGAAACAGCAGGCCAUCAUAAACCGAAAAUUGUCAAUGUUUGGGAAAUUGCCAGAGAGUUCGAGGCAGAGCGUUUUCAAGAGCAUGACACACUGGAGAACCGCCGUCUGCUGUGGCAUGGCACAAACAUAGCAGUUGUGGCUGCUAUCCUGAAGAGCGGCUUGAGGAUCAUGCCCCAUUCAGGGGGUCGUGUUGGUCGGGGUAUCUAUUUUGCAUCGGAAAACAGCAAGUCAGCAGGUUAUGUGCGCACCUCUAAGAACACUGGUGUGAUGUUUCUGACUGAAGUGGCGCUCGGGAAAGAGCAUACCAUCACCAGAGACAACUCGUCCUUGAAAAAGGCUCCAGCCGGAUUUGAUUGUGUUGUUGCACGGGGUCGAGUGGAACCAGAUGCCUCUAAAGACGUCUUCAUUACCCUGGAGGGCAAGAAGGUUGCGGUCCCACAGGGCGUGCCCAUAGAGCAGCCCGAGUACUCUGAGAGUUACUUCUACAACAGCGAAUAUCUCAUCUACAAAGAGAGUCAGUGUUGCCUCCGCUAUCUGCUGGAGCUGAAUAUGUAAGGUCAGUAGAAGGCCUGGCUGUGCCUUUUUGUAUCUUAAAGCUUCAAGCUAUGUAGAAGAUAUCCCUGAAUGCAUGUUGUCAUUAAUGCACAGACGUGCACUCAAACUAAUGCACUUUUAUAAUUUAGCAUCUAAAGGCAUAAUCAUAUUGGAUCGGAUUAGAUUGAUUGCACGGGUAUAUCUAAUGUUGUUGACGGCGAUUGUUGAAGAAUCUUGGUAGACAUUCUGGAGCUCAUUUUAUUGUACAAAAAAACAGUAUAUAGUACUACUUGAGCAUAUUUGUAAUAUAAUGCAGAUCGGCCUUAGAAUGAUUGUAUGUAAUGACAUGUUUACAAGAUGGAAAGUGCAAUUUUACAACAAAUCUCAAAUGUUUUACGCUACUGACAAACACCUGCAAAGAUAUGUUAUGCAAAGCAAUACGUGAGUCGUCAUAUAUUUGCAUUGUCUGCUCGACAUUUUCCCCAAAACGGCGCCACAUGGUGUCAGUAGAAUGACCAACAUGCUGUGAUGUUUAUUUGCACUCGAUGGCAGAACCAAUAAAUCUUAGUCCCUCCAA